AAUCACCACUGUACCCUCCAGCUUUGCUUUCCGUUAUCUCCCUUCGCGCGUCGUUCUUCAAGCUCUCCUUGACUUCAGGCUUCAAAUCUCUUCUCAGCUGAUUCCGGACCUCGCCCCGCAUCUCGUUCCUCAAGCUCUCUGUGGCUUCCGCGCAAGUCUGUCAUUGCUUCGGCGAUGAAUGAAACAUCCGUCCCAGACCGAGUCAGUCCUGCUCGAAUUUUCCGUUCGAUAUGCGUCGUGACUCCGUCCCCCACAGCACUUGACUUCUUCAAAUCCUUGGAUAGCAACUCCUUGGCUUCAUUCCUUAACCUUCCCAUCAUCCGCACAUUUGUUUCCACUUCCCCUCUUAGGAAGGUCCGCACCUCGCCCUCGACCUUUCACCUCAUACUCUCCCGCAAUUCUGCUUCCAAUGCGGCGCGAAUCCCAGCAGUCAACUUCUCCUCGAACGCCCCAUCCACAUUCGCGUCUCCCUUUUCAGGUUCGAUAAAUCGAAUGCCAAUUUCAAACACAUCCGCCGCACUCUAUAAAAGAAAAAUUGGCCAAUUGGCUCAGGACUUCCGGACGUCCGUCAUCUCGUGCUGCCGUCCAGGAUGUAAAAGAGUAAUAAAUCGAUUCCCCGAUGCCGGCGACGUCGGCUGCGGCGCCUACUAGUGCGCAUGGUAGGACGGUCGUGGUGUGGCAAUGAUGGUGGUUAAAAUGGUGAAAUUAAAGACCAGGUUGC
Hyaloscypha bicolor E is the source of this 721-nucleotide messenger RNA. RefSeq lists its product as uncharacterized. Bases 175 to 651 code for a protein of 158 amino acids. The transcript has a single exon. The record is from RefSeq and is a predicted model, not a curated record. NCBI's taxonomy places the organism in Eukaryota, Fungi, Ascomycota, Leotiomycetes, Helotiales, Hyaloscyphaceae.